CGACUCUCUCUCUCUCUCUCUCUCUAUCGGGAGCGAAGAGAAAAGCCGUAGAGAGAGAAAGAGAGAACCCUGCGGAGAUCUCUCGGAUCCGACCGCGUGGAGAGCGGCGGCGUCCUCGGAAUCCGAUCAAGCUCCGAAUCCUUUGCCCUAGAUGGGCCAAAUUUGAUCGUGGAGUGCUUCGCUUUAGCUGGAUCGGGCUAGGGUUUGGAGGAGCGGGAUGGAUGAUCUGCUCGAUGCUGAUUUGGGGAAGCACGAUUAUGAUUGGCUUCUUACACCCCCAGGAACACCACGAGAUCCUUUUCUGGAUUCUAGUGAGAAGCCACCAUCUUCUGCUGUUCCUAAGCGCUCUGCCACAAGGUCAUCGUCAACCACAAGAGCUUCAAGACUUUCAGCUUCUCAACCAGACCCUGUGAGUUCCUUAAGACCGAUCCGAAGCUCUUCUGUUUCCCGCCCCUCCAUCUCAUCCAUCUCAGCCACCUUUGCUUCUAGCAAUAAUAACAGAACGUCAAUCCUCAACACAAGCACAUCCUCAAUCACCUCAAGACCCUUAACCCCCAGUCGGAGAACACCUCCAACCCUCACUACUCCAAAGCCAUCUGCUCCAGCUGCACGCCCAGUUCCAGCCCGCUCAUCCACUCCCAUCAAAGCCCGACCACCAUCUACUUCCCAACUAACGAAACCUGCAUCCGCCCAAAGUUCUCGGCCCUCCACUCCUACCUCCCGCCCUCGAAUUACUCCUGUUUCAAAUAGUACUAAUUCUAUCCAGAAUUCUCGCCCAUCAACUCCUACCUCGCGGACUAAAGUUACCCCUACUUUGAGUAAUACCAAUUCGGCCCAAAACUCUCGGCCAUCAACUCCUACCUCUCGCUCCCAAAUUACCUCUGGUUCUAGCACAAACACUAGCUCCUCAGUGGCUCGUGCCAGUUCCCGGUCAUCAACCCCCACUCGCCAGCCAAUCAGUACAGGCCGCUCGCCUUCUGUGGGGCGUGUUCCAGUCACUAGCAGCUUGACUUCUAGCGGGCGGGCCCCUACGACAAGCGGUCGAAAUUCUGCGCCUUCUUCACGUGCCAAUUCACCGAGUCCACGGCCCAGAGCUCCAGUUCGGCCACUCGAUAUCCCUGAUUUUCCAAAUGAUACCCCACCGAACCUAAGAACUAAGCUCCCCGAAAGGCCAUCUUCAGCAGGUAGAGUGCGACCUGGGAUGGCAUUGACAGUCCGAGCAAACACUAAUUCCGAACCUGCGGCUCCUUUGAGUUUGAAUAAGAGGAUCUCCUUGCCUGUUGUUAGUCGGAGCAAGUUUACAGAGAAUCCAUCAAAGUCUCCUUUAAUAAGCAGCAGCAAUCAGACAAAACCUGAAAUUCAAAAGCCAGUUGUCUCCGAAGCUGAAGCUCGGAGACCUAUCAAGUCAGCUAGUGCUUCAGAGAGCAGCGGAUUUGGAAGGACGAUCUCAAAGAAGUCGCUUGACAUGGCUCUCAGGCAUAUGGACAUCCGGCAAAACCUCGGUGGUAUUCGGGGUGCAUCCCUUUUCCCCCACAGCAUCCGCUCCUCUGCUUCAAAAGGCCGACCUGCUCGAAUGUCUGAUCCGGUGGUUUCUCUCAUGAAUGAUGAAGAUGUCCCGGAUAAUAGAAGUACUAAUGGGACUAUUUCGAUGGACUGCAACGGAUUGAUUAAUGGAGAAAGCACGGCCAACAAUUCUCCGGAUAUAGAAAGUUUCUCAGCUCGUGAGACUCCAAUCGACUAUGGUAGCUCCCGUUACGAUGCAAUUUUGCUGAGAGAGGACUUGAAGAACACGAAUUGGUUGCACAGUACUGAGGACAAGGCUGACCUGAGCCCCAUGUUUGAUCACCGCUUCGAGCCGCUUCCAGAACCAUUCGGCCCUCUAUGACACCUGUUCCCUGUGAUGUAAAAUUUGUGCUGUUUGAUUCCUAAUUCGUUUCUAUUUGUUGGUUUCGGCUUUUGUGGUUUCCAGUGUUGUUCUUAUCCUGUGUUGGGUUGUUUUCUCUUUUGAUGAAGCUGGGCUCGGAUGUUUGCAAUACGUUUGAAUUCGAAAUAUCUCGACUCCUCGAGUACCUAUCCAGAAUAUGAUUAUGUUUUUGAAUUUAUGCCGUGUUGUACUGAAACUUGAGAAUUUAAAGAUGAGAAAGAUUUUAUUCUGAGCAGUGUGCUCAUAAUUGUAGAGA
Molecule: messenger RNA, 2180 nt
Organism: Ananas comosus (pineapple)
Lineage: Eukaryota; Viridiplantae; Streptophyta; Magnoliopsida; Poales; Bromeliaceae
Product: sialidase-like
Exons: 5
Coding region: 218-1885 (555 amino acids)
Biological process (GO): cortical microtubule organization
Cellular component (GO): cortical microtubule
Source: RefSeq, a predicted model, not a curated record